Lingula anatina is the source of this 1944-nucleotide messenger RNA. RefSeq lists its product as uncharacterized. The record is from RefSeq and is a predicted model, not a curated record. NCBI's taxonomy places the organism in Eukaryota, Metazoa, Brachiopoda, Lingulata, Lingulida, Lingulidae.
CGAAAGUGGCGAAGUUCAGGAAGUGCCGUUGGACUUACUCCAUAAAAAGCAUUUUUAUGUACCAUUUAUGUAAAUAUUGAAUCAUAUCAUGUCAUAACGAUGGAAGGAGAAAGUAAAGAGCACUUGGUGGACGUGACGAGGAACAUCAAUGGGGAAACGGUAUCGUGGGGGGCUCCCGAAAUCCAAGCUGAAGACAAAGCAGAAUAUCCGUCUGCGGGACAUGCACACCAUGGACUGACAGUGAUCACAGCAUGCUUGUUCAUAGCUGGAGAAAUGGCAGGGAGUGGUGUGCUGGCACUGCCAAGGGCAGUAGAGAAUUCUGGUUGGUUUGGUUUGGUGAUGAUCUUUGUGUGUUGUCUUAUCUCUGGUUACUGCGGGGUAUUACUGGGCCAGUGCUGGAUUAUACUACAGGAGAGAUGGGAGGAGUACCGCUCUGACACCAGAGACCCCUAUACUUCUAUUGGUGUCAGGGCCAUGGGGAAAGUGGGAAAAUAUUCAGUGUCCUUUGCCAAUAAUGUCCAGUUGUUUGGAGUGGGUGUGGUCUUCCUGUUACUGGCAGCAGAAAACAUUCAAUCAUUGGCCGAGAAUAUAGGACACACAGAGAUUUCAUUCUGUUACUGGAAUCUUCUGAUUGCUGGGUUUUUAACACCUUUUACCUGGCUGGGGACACCAAAAGAUUUCUGGCCUAUAGCAAUGGGAGCUAUGGGGGCCACUGCCAUAGCCUGUGUCAUUCUCACUGCCAAUCUAAUUGUGGACCACAACCAGGUGUCCAGUGUGACGGUCAGACAUGACCCUGUGGGGUUUACCUCAUUCUUCAUGGCAUUUGGAACAAUUCUGUUUGCAUUUGGGGGACUCUCUGUUUUCCCGACCAUCCAACAUGAUAUGAAAAAGCCCAAAGAAUUUUGGAAGUCUGUCACCAUAGGAUACAGCAUUGUUCUCUGUAUGUAUAUCCCAGUCUCUGCAGUGGCAUACUUCUUUCUUGGACACAAACUGGAUGACAACAUUCUGCGUUCUGUAACCCCAGGUCCAAUGUUGUAUAUAGUGGAGAUACUGCUGACCCUUCACCUGAUGAUGGGCCUGGUUCUGGUACUGAACCCUUUUCUCCAGGAACUGGAGGAAAUCUUCAGAGUUCCCAAUAAGUUUGGUUGGAAGCGCUGUCUACUGCGGACCUGUGUCAUGGCGUGUGUGCUGUUUGUCACGGAGAGUAUCCCCCAUUUUGGAGCCAUCUUGUCAUUGGUCGGUGGGUCCACCGUCACCUUCACGACGUUUAUUUGCCCACCAUUCUUUUACCUCAGACUUUGUGCUAUGAAGGGAGACUGGAAGGAAAAGUUUGUCCCACUCCAUGUAAAAGUGAUGUGCUGGGAAAUCAUUCUGAUAGGUCUUAUUGGAGGGAUAGCCUCUACAUACUCCGCCAUACUACACCUAGCAAAUACUUUUGUUCCACCCUGUUAUGUCAAUAUUACAGCAGCAGAUGCAGCAUAAUAAACAAAGUGAACACUGUCAAAAACUGUCAACUUAUACAAUAAAGCUGCCUCUAAAUAAUGAUAAAACAAAUGUACACUCACUCUUGUUUUCUGACAGUGUAGGUACACGGAUGUUCCAAGGUAAGAGGCCCUCUUUUUUUACUGAAAAAGAACCCCUCCUUUUGAAAUUGCAAUUGCUAACUGCAGGCCUGUUAUACAAAAUAAUGAUAUAAUUUAAAGACGGUCUAAAUAUUGGUCUUAAGUUUAAACUAUUAAAUUACUAGGAAAGUUAUUUUAUAUUUUAAAGGGUGCCGGAAGGGAGGCCUCUUCUGAAUGCAAUUUUUGAUGUAUAUAAAAAGUUGAUUUUUAUCUGAAGUUAUACUUUGCAGCAUUCUUUUGUUGUAGCUGUGAUAUUUAUUUGUGACUUUGAUAUAUUUGGAUAUUUUUUAAGAUGCUUUAACAAAUUGUCAAAAAAUUUGGA